This is a messenger RNA of Glycine soja, 1745 nucleotides long. RefSeq names its product DNA polymerase I. NCBI's taxonomy places the organism in Eukaryota, Viridiplantae, Streptophyta, Magnoliopsida, Fabales, Fabaceae. The transcript is spliced from 6 exons. The coding region runs from base 151 to 1257 and encodes 368 amino acids. Gene Ontology annotation, biological process: DNA replication, Okazaki fragment processing. Gene Ontology annotation, molecular function: 5'-flap endonuclease activity; DNA binding. The record is from RefSeq and is a predicted model, not a curated record.
GUCGCUCGUAAAAGUGACAAGUGACAACAAAACCCCACUCUACCAGUCCCCCUAUCUUAAGAAAACUAAGCAUAAUCCAUUUUCCCAACAUCGCAUAUUGCACGACACGAGCGUUGAGACAGUAACCACGAUGUCCAAACUAUAGACAAGAUGAAAACGUUGGAAAUGAGUCUAUUAGCAGGUGCUUACGUUCAACCCCGCUUCCCUUGUAACUACAACCCAACGCUUUCCGCAUCUUGCAGAACCCAAAAGACAGCAACUUCACUAACCGUAACAACUCCCAAGAAAACAGAAAAGGCGUUAUUCACUGAGUCAUUCGAUCAAACACGUGACGCGCAACCUCUCCCCGAAAAGAAGAAGAGGGUGUUCUUCUUAGACGUUAACCCGCUCUGUUACGAAGGAAGCAAACCCAGCUUGCACUCUCUCGGGCGGUGGCUCUCUCUGUUUCUCGAGCAAGUCAGCCAUACCGACCCUGUCAUUGCUGUUAUUGAUGGAGAAAGGGGUAGUGAGCAUCGCAGAAAGUUGCUACCUUCAUAUAAAGCACAUAGGAGAAAAUUCACGAGACACAUAUCAUCUUUGCAAAGAUUUUCAAGUGGCCAUGUUGGGAGGUCCCUCCAAGUUAUCAAUGAUGUUCUCGGAAAAUGCAAUGUGCCAGUUAUAAAAGUUGAUGGCCAUGAAGCUGAUGAUGUUGUUGCUACUCUUGCUGGACAAGUUCUCAAUAAAGGGUUUCGAGUGGUUAUUGCCUCCCCCGAUAAGGAUUUUAAGCAACUAAUAUCUGAUGAUGUGCAAAUAGUUAUGCCUUUGCCAGAGUUACAAAGGUGGUCCUUCUACACCUUGAGACACUACAGGGAUCAGUACAAUUGUGACCCAGAAUCUGAUCUGAGCCUUAGAUGUAUUGUAGGUGAUGAAGUUGACGGUGUUCCUGGUAUCCAACAUCUGGUCCCUAGUUUUGGUCGGAAGACUGCUCUAAAACUUAUUAAAAAGCAUGGUUCAUUGGAAACUUUAUUAAAUGCAGCUGCAAUAAGGACUGUAGGCAGACCAUAUGCGCAGGAUGCCCUUAAAAACCAUGCUGAUUACCUACGGAGAAAUUAUGAAGUUCUUGCCUUGAAAAGGGAUGUAAAUGUCCAACUUAUUGAGGAGUGGUUGAUUAAGAGAGACAAUCGCAAUGAUAAAAUUGCACUAUCUGCCUUCUUUAAAUAUUUAGAAGAAAGUAAGGAGCUCACUAACAGUGGCAGGCCUAGCUUUUAUAAUGGUUAAAUCCAUACAGGGAUGCUGUUGGUAUCAUGUUUGGUCACUAUGACAUGGAAGCUUGCUCCAGCUGUGUCAUCCGCAUUCACACAGUGCAAUUAGAAUCUUUCCAACCACCACCUUCACACAAUAUCUAGGUGUUACUCUGAGGAACUAGCAUGCCUAAAAUUUGUAGUUCCUAGUUAUGUGACUUUGAUAACUUGGUACAAUUUUGAAGAUUUAUGUGCGAUAACCCUACACGUGAUUAAAAAAUUCAUGGUCCAAACCUUUUCAGCAAACUUGAUUGGGUCAACCAGUUGCUAACAUUAUUUCCAAGAUAAUUUUGAGGCAAUGAAUGAAACUUGCGAAGGGAUAUAAUUGAGAGAUUCAGUAUAAAGCAAGCUCAAGGACCGUUAGAUGAAGGAAGGCCUCCCAUGUGACCAAUUGGAUGAUUGCUGAAUACCAGAUUCAUGUGGUUGUGAUUAUUUUUGAAAAAUAAAAUAAAAAUUACUUUUAUA